UUCAUAUCGAUUCCCACUGUUUAUUUGCUUGUCUGUACUCCAUCGACUCUCUCUAUUUGUUUAGUUGUGGAUCCGAUCGUCGCCAACUCUUCCUCUACAGCUCGAUCACCAUCCUCUUCUUCAUUCAUCACCUAAAGCUACUAGCUCCAAUGGCAGAAACCGAGCCUGUUCAGCUGGUCAUGUGCUACACUCUGUGCGCCAUCCUUGUGGCCACCAUACUCGUAAAGCUCAAGCUCAGAAUACCAUGGUCAACCUCUGCCCUCCACGGCCUGAACCUGCCUCCAGGCCCAUGGUCGAUGCCUGUGCUGGGCCACAUGCACUUCCUUAUGGGCUCCCUGCCCCACCAGGCCCUGCGGAGCCUUGCCCGGCGGCACGGCCCGGUCAUGCUCCUCCGCCUGGGCCACGUCCCGACGCUGGUGCUCUCCUCGGCCGAGGCGGCGAGGGCGGUCAUGAAGACGCCCCACGACGCCGCCUUCGCCGACCGGUCCGUAAGCGCCACAUCGAGCAUCUUCACCUACGGCGGCGAGAACAUCUCCUUCGCGCGCCACGACAGCCGGCACUGGAAGGCGCUCCGGAAGCUCUGCACCGUGGAGCUGCUCAGCCCCAGGCGCGUCCGCUCCUUCCGCCCCGUUCGGGACCAGGAAGCGGCGCGGCUCGUGCGCUCCGUCGCCGGCGCCGGCGGGUCAGCGGUCAACGUGAGCGAGAGGAUGAAGGUGAUGAUGAAUGACAUUAUUAUGAGGGUCUCCGUGGGGGACAGGUGCCGGCAGCGGGAUGCGUACCUGGAGGAGCUCGACAGGAUGCUGGACCUCAUGUCCGGGUUUAACCUCACGGACCUGUUCCCGACGUCGAGGCUCGCGAGGGUGCUUGGCGGCGGGUCCCUUAAGGCGGCGUGGGCGGCGCACCAAAGGAUGCACUCCAUCAGGGAUGCCACGAUCCGUGACCACAAGAGCGCCAUGGACAGCGAGCUAGAAGAACUAGAGGCCGCUCCAGCUCCAUCCGCCGGCCAUGAUGCAGAUGAGCGGGAGGACAUCCUCACCACUCUGUUGCGGCUCCAACGUGACGGCGGGAUUGGUGGCAUCGCCAUCACCAACGAAAAUAUCUGCGGCGUCCUCUUCGAUGCGUUCGCAGCGGGGUCGGAGACGACGUCGUCAACGGCGAUCUGGGCCAUGUCGGAGAUGAUGAGGAGCCCACGCACAAUGACCGCCGCACAGUCUGAAGUCCGGCGAGCCCUCCAUGGCAAGACCGCAGUAACGGAGGCCGACAUCGACUCUGGCCGCCUCCCCUACCUCGAAAUGGUCAUCAAGGAGACCUUCAGGCUGCAUCCUCCAUUGCCGUUGCUCCUUCCCAAGCUGUGCACCGAGCCAAGCAAGGUCAUGGGCUACGAUGUGCCCGCCGGCACCACUGUGUACACCAACGUGUGGGCCAUCGGUAGGGACGAGGAGAGCUGGACGGCGGACGCGAGCGAGUUCAAACCAGAGAGGUUCGAGAGCGAGGCAGUGGACUAUGGUGGCACGGACUUUAGGUUUCUCCCUGGAGGCGCCGGCCGGAGGAUGUGCCCUGGGAUGAUGUUUGGGGUGUCCAAUAUCAAGAUAGCUCUCGCCAGCCUUCUUUACCACUUUGACUGGAAGCUCCCCGGAGGUAAGAGCCCCGAGAAGCUUGAUAUGGCCGAGGCUUUUGGGAUCACCGCACGUCGAAAGACCGAGCUCUUGUUGGAAGCUACUCCUUUUGUGGCUUGAUUUGUUGAUAUAUCACGUGUCUGCCUUGUAAGGCCAUCUCCUAUGAGACCAUGCAUGUAAGCUUUUUAUGAUGUGUAAGAGAGGAUAGAAAAUAAAGUGGAGGUUUACUACUCAUGUC
This is a messenger RNA of Brachypodium distachyon (stiff brome), 1854 nucleotides long. Its product is annotated as ent-isokaurene C2-hydroxylase. The transcript is spliced from 2 exons. Lineage: Eukaryota; Viridiplantae; Streptophyta; Magnoliopsida; Poales; Poaceae. Gene Ontology annotation, molecular function: oxidoreductase activity, acting on paired donors, with incorporation or reduction of molecular oxygen; heme binding; iron ion binding. The record is from RefSeq and is a predicted model, not a curated record. The coding region runs from base 150 to 1736 and encodes 528 amino acids.